Equus quagga is the source of this 2616-nucleotide messenger RNA. RefSeq names its product OTU deubiquitinase 1 (gene OTUD1). The record is from RefSeq and is a predicted model, not a curated record. Gene Ontology annotation, molecular function: cysteine-type deubiquitinase activity. The transcript is spliced from 2 exons. The coding region runs from base 381 to 1364 and encodes 327 amino acids. Gene Ontology annotation, biological process: protein deubiquitination. NCBI's taxonomy places the organism in Eukaryota, Metazoa, Chordata, Mammalia, Perissodactyla, Equidae.
AACCGCGGCCCCGCCUCCCGGCCCGUCCGCGCGCCCCGCUCCGCUCCUCGCCGGCGGGACGCGCUCCAGGAGGGCGGCCGGCUUCCUCCGCGAGUCCCCAGCGGCCGGCGCGGGCCGGAGCAGCGGCAGCGGGCGCGGCGCCCCGGCUCUGCGGGCCGAGCGCGUGGCCCUCCCCGCCCCCGCGCGCUGUGGCGCAGCAGGAAUUUGGCGGGGACCCGGGCGCUAUUUGCGGCUCCUGACGCGCCGGCGGCCCUCCGCUCAUUUCUAUUCUCGGGCCCCGGGGUCACCGCGCUCGGCUGGCCCCCUCCCCCGGGCCCGGAGGGUGUGUCCCCGCCGCCGGGCUCGCCGCGCCUAUAAGGGGCCGAGCGGCGGGCAGGGCCAUGCAGCUCUACAGCAGCGUCUGCACCCACUACCCCGCCGGGGCCCCGGGGCCCACGGCCGCCGCCCCCGCGCCGCCCGCCGCCGCCGCCGCCCCCUUCAAGGUCUCGCUGCAGCCGCCGGGCCCCGCCAGCGGCGCGCCCGAGCCCGAGUCCGGUGAGUGCCAGCCCGCCGCGGCCGCCGAGCCGCGGGAAGCCGCCGCCGCGCCCGCCGCCAAGAUGCCCGCCUUCUCGUCCUGCCCGCCCAGGUGGGAGAGGGCCGGCGAGCGCGGCGACCCGCCCGGCGCCCACGAGGCCCGGCGGCCCGAGCCUGAGCCCGAGGCGCCCCCGGGCCGCAGCGGCGACGCCGCCCCGGGCGGCGCGGCCGAGGCGGGGGUGGUCUCCAGGGCGGACCCCAGGGACGAGAAGCUGGCCCUGUACCUGGCCGAGGUGGAGAGGCAGGACAAGUACCUGCGGCAGCGGAAUAAGUACCGCUUCCACAUCAUCCCCGACGGCAACUGUCUCUACCGAGCCGUCAGCAAGACGGUGUACGGGGACCAGAGCCUGCACCGCGAGCUGCGGGAGCAGACGGUGCACUACAUCGCCGACCACCUGGACCACUUCAGCCCCCUGAUCGAGGGCGACGUGGGCGAGUUCAUCAUCGCAGCCGCCCAGGACGGCGCCUGGGCCGGCUACCCGGAGUUGCUGGCCAUGGGGCAGAUGCUGAAUGUCAAUAUCCACUUAACUACUGGAGGGAGGUUGGAGAGCCCCACGGUGUCCACCAUGAUCCACUAUUUGGGCCCCGAGGAUUCGCUGAGGCCCAGUAUCUGGCUGAGUUGGCUCAGUAACGGACAUUACGACGCGGUGUUUGAUCACUGCUAUCCCAAUCCCGAGUACGACAAUUGGUGCAAACAGACUCAGGUGCAGAGAAAACGCGACGAAGAGCUUGCCAAGUCCAUGGCCAUAUCCCUGUCCAAGAUGUAUAUCGAACAAAAUGCAUGCUCUUGAAGUGUCUGGACACCUACACCCUGGGAGAAUCGCAUACGUCAUUUGUGUUUGGAGAAUUAUAUGAACUCGAAUCAGGGUAAUAGCACUUUUAAACUUCUAGUAGAUUUACUGUAGGUGUAAUGCCUUAAUCAUUUUUUUGAAUGUUUUCUCCUCAGAGCUGAAGGUUGCUGGGCACCUAAAUGAUGUUUCAUGAUAGCUUUGGGUGAUCUUCCUGCUAUUUAUAAUUUGCUGUAUAAAGAUGGCACUACUUAAGUUGCAAGCGAAUUUCUCACAGUGUAAAUUUGUUCAUUCCUGGUAAUCUAUUUUCUAUAAAAAUGUAUUUUUGCACAACAUUUUUAAAAAUGGGUGUAGCUUCAUCUAUGAUGUGUUCCAUUUUGACAAACAGCUUUCCGGCAUAAAUCCAGAGAAGUGCUUUAUAUGAAGUUUAUUAUUUUGAACAGAGUUUGUGAAUUUAGUAGUUAUUUUAUGUUGUUGAAUUUGAAUUUUACAGCUCUUCGGUAAUUAUUUCAAAUGGAUAUUGAUGCAUUCAUGUUACCAGAUGAUUGGCCCAUUCCAUUUUGAUGAAACAAACAUUUGUUGUUCUGGAAAUGAUUAUUUUUCUAGAAAUGGUCAACCUUUUAAAGAGAAGUACUUAGGGAAGGUUGUGGGGAGUUUUUUUUCGUUAAGGGAUAGUACCAGGUCUUACUUGAAUGAAAGUCUGAUGUUUGCUGAUGGCAGAGUGAUUAUUCUGUACUCUGGUUGAUGUUUAGAGUAGAUCGUCUGGUGCUCUCAAUUGUUUUUAUUUAUAUUUGUCAUUUUGUUAUAUAAAAGAAUUUUAAUAUGGUCUAAGACUUUGUGACAAGAUGAGCCUCCUGCUUUAUAUAGCAUCUUGGAUUCAACUAAGAGAUUUAAAAAUUAAUAGCAUAAAUGCCUCAAACCAACCUUGGCAGUUAUUUUAUAGCAGGAGAAUACUGUCUUAAUAUUCUGUUCCUUUUAAAUUCUUGGCAGAAGGCAAAAUAGGAUUGCCCUGUAUUAUGUACAAAUAAAAAUGUCUGUAAACAGCUUGUAUGGUUUGCUGGGUCAAACAAUGUUCCCAACCUCAAAUCUAUCUCAUUUCCACUUUAGCUACUUUUAGUCAUAUUUAUUAAGUAAUGCAGUUUGUACUUUUUUAUUUUGUAACAUUUUGUGAUUUUUUUGUACAAUAUUGUAUUUGUACAAUAGAGCAAUUCUCAGCUGAUGGAAUGAAUGAAUAAAAUGCGUAAUUUUACUUUUA